This is a messenger RNA of Zingiber officinale, 3740 nucleotides long. RefSeq lists its product as uncharacterized. Bases 166 to 2352 code for a protein of 728 amino acids. The record is from RefSeq and is a predicted model, not a curated record. The transcript has 2 exons. Lineage: Eukaryota; Viridiplantae; Streptophyta; Magnoliopsida; Zingiberales; Zingiberaceae.
CACGAUACGUGUCCACUCGCGUGUCCGUUUCUCGCCGCCUCUGAGACUUCUCUCUCUUGUUCAGCUUCAUACGGGAUUUCUACUGCGGCGACAGAAUAAGGGAAGUAGCGAACUCGACCUGCUCGACGGAGCUGUUGAUCCUUGUCGCAGAGAAUCUGGAGGUCGAUGGAAGGGUGCCGGGUGAUCCACCACCGCUGGACUCUCCGGGGGCUCGUUGCCUCCUACCUCGACCUCGCCCUCGCCUAUCUCUUCCUCUGCGCAGCCUCCUUCGCCUUCUUCGUUUCCAAGGCCCUGUCGCUCGUCGGAAUCUCCGUCCCGUGCUCCUGCGGCCUCGACCUCAUCGAUCGCCGCCACCACCAGCAGCGCCAUCAACAGCAGCGUAGCGUCGGCUGCCUCCAGCGCUUCCUCCUUGACUGCACGGCUGGAAAGAUCGGAGGCGUCUUCGAUUCCUUUUGCUUGGGCGAUUGUAGAGACUACCGUGUUGGAAGGCGCGAUGACGUCCGGUUCAUCAAUCAUACUGAUGAGGAUAGCGAAGGCAGCGCCGCCUCAGCCGCCCGUGGGAAAUUGGAUCUGGACCGAGGCGAGGAGUCGUGCUGCUCGGUGUCGCAACCGCACUGUCCCCGAGAUUCCACGAAUUUGAGCCUUAUGAAUAAUCUUUUGGUCGAUAGAGGAGAGUCUUCAAACUACCGAGAUAAGGAUUUUGUUGAUGUCAAGGGAAAGGCGAUCGUCCGACAAGAGAGGCCACCGAAUGUACUUAAACGACGGAAACGACAGAAGAACAAUAUUUCCAUCAAAACUACUUCUUUGUCUGCCUUGCCUUCUUCCCUUCUGGAGGUGGGUCGGAAAGGGGAAGUAGCCACUGCCACUCCUUUGACCGUUAACGCCCCUGUUUUUGUGGUAGAGAGCAGCUCAAAUGUGAUUCCUGGAACUAGUUUUCUUCUUUCAGGUUAUCAGAAGGCUAUUGUUGAAGAAAUAAAUUAUACUAAUCCGUUACAAACUAUGGAAAAGACCUUAUCUAAUGGCAUUGGGAGAGUUCGUGAUGAAGAGAAAAAUGAAUGUGAUGUAACAAGAGAACUGAAACAAGCGCUCGAAGAGGAAAAGUCUACUCGAGCUGCUCUUUGUUUGGAGCUGGAAAAAGAGAGGAACGCUGCUGCAAGUGCUGCUGAUGAAGCAAUGGCCAUGAUAUUUAGACUCCAGGAGGAGAAAUCAGCAGUGCAAAUGGAAGCUCGGCAAUACCAGAGAAUGGCAGAAGAGAAAUCUGCAUAUGAUGAAGAAGAAAAGGAGAUUCUUAAGGAAAUCAUUGUGCGUCGGGAAAGAGAGAAGCAUGUAUUGCAGAAAGAAGUUGAGGCAUAUCAGCAAAUGAUUGUUGGUGUUGAUAGUGCUAAGCAGAUAUCAGGGAGUAAUCUGUCUACUGAAGUAGAGUUAAUUGAAGACAACACUGGUACUUCAUUUGGUUCAUUUGAUGACACUGAACUCAUCCUAAAAACGGUCUAUGAAUCCAUCAAAAAGAAUGAAAGGUGUAGGGAUGAGGUACAACAUGUCGAUGCAAUAGAGCCUCUGGUGGCUUCUGUACAGAAAUCCUCUACAGAAUUUGUGAAUGAAUCAGCCAUGUCUCAAGAGUUACACCUUUUGAUCAGUGCGGACGACCAGCAUAAUACCGAGGAGCAAUGUUCAAAUUUGCUAAAUGAUAGGAAUGAUUGCCAUGUGCAGGAAAAAGGCAUGUUAACAAUGGAAAGGGUUCCAUCUUUCAUCGAGAGCAAUGGAGCUGUCUAUGCAAAUGGUUCUAGCUCACCUAGGUUAAUUGGGACACGACAUAAAGAAGAUAAUGCAGUAGAUAUGAAAUUCGAGGUUGAAGUUCCAUCGGAUGAUUUAUGCAUGGGGCAAAGCCUACAUACAGAUGAAGUAGGUUCCAUCUCAUCUCAGGUCGAUACUGAAGCAAGUGUAUUUGAUGUGCAUGUAAUUGAUGAUGAAAUAGACAUGAAUAGACAAGGAGAUAUGGGGCAGUUAAAUCUUCCUCAGACGGCAUUGGGCAGAUCACACAGAUAUGGUGUGCCAAAAGAAUCGUCUUCAGACAUCAAAGUUCACUGCUUGAUUGAAAAUUUAAACACUUGUCCAAAACCAUUAGGUACAAACAUACACAGAAGUAACUCUGAUGUGAUAACAGUGGGCCAAGCAGUUGAUGUUGCAAGUAAUAGAGUUCUACGGUUGGACAUGAGAAGGAUUUCUAUGCCUGCAAUCAAUAAUGAAAGAUCUAAACUUGAAAAUGAAGUUGAACUCCUGAGGAAAAAGCUAAAAGUGAUUCAAGAAGGAAGAGAAAAGCUAAACUUUUCAGUAGAAAAGAAGGAAAAGUAGACUUACAAUCUAUGUCAAUUACAGGGAAUCCGAAAAGCUACAGAAUGUUGAUAAUAUGUAUGAUGCUCUUAUACCUCCUUCUAAGGUAUGCCAUUAAGAUUUAAAAAAAAAUUGUUAUUUCUUAUCGCAAAUAGUUAAUGUCUGAGUUAGUACUACAGUGCUCUCUAAAAUCUUACAGCUAUGUCGUUGUAUUGUUUGGUCAAAAUCAAAAGGGCACCUAUCCAUUUUAUGGCAUUUUUUAAAGUAAUUCUUAACAAUUGUUAGGUGUGUGGAGAGUUCUUCCAUCUUACCUCUAGACAAAUAGUUAUCUAUAGUUUAUGUUGUCACAUUUAGCUACUUUUAUACAUAUAUUAGGUGAACUGUAUGCACAAAUAAUGCAGGACAACAGAAAAAUAGAGCUUACAUAAUGAGAUAAUGAAAGCAUAUAAUAGCCAAUGUAUAAUGAAAAUUCUUUGCUAGCAACUGAAAUUAUGUUACCUAACUCUUCAAAAUUAUCCAAUUGAGCUGAACAAUGAAGAAAAUGGAAAACUGAAGGCUAAAAAUGUUACUUUUACCUCAGAUGUUUUAAUCAGUGAAUUCCUUAUGAACACAACAGCCUGCAAGAUUGGCCUACCACAUACGAUAAACAAUCUAGACUAGGAACAAAAGAACAUGAGCAUGUUUACAUGAUAACGAACAAGUGUGAUAUGAUUAGAUUAACAAAAAAAAAGGUCCUAGUUUAAUAAUAGAUACCAGAGUCUUACAUGAUUAAAUUUGAACAAUAAAAAAUGCACGACCAUCCCCUGUGGUUUAAGCGGCAGAUAAUUUGUUUGAGCAACUCGCAAGACCUACAAUCCUGUCCUACAAUUACAAAAGGGAAGCUUAGGUUUAUUCUUGCACAACCAAUACUAUAAGAAUAAACAUUUUUUAAAAAAUGUUUUUAACUACUGCAUGCGCGUGCGCGUUACAUUAGUAAUCCAUGUUGUACAAUUAUCUUGUCACACAGGAGUAAAUGUUAACCUAUUUAUGUUGCAAUUUCUAGGAAAAUUUGGUGCCAGCUAGCUCAGUUUUUUGCAUUAAUGUUCUUGCAUUAAGUGAAAUCCCAGCUAUCUAAGUUGUCUUGGAUCACAAUGUUAUGGAUUUCUUUCAAAUGUCCAAAUCAACAAUGGUAAAUAAAUUCUUUCUUUGCUCACAGAAUCCUAUGAAACUUCUUCCUGGCUUAUCUGUCCCUUUUUUUCCCUAGUACUUGGCUAUAUUUGUGUGCCAAGUUCAUUGCGAGUUGUUCAGGUUUUGUACAGUAGAUAUAUGGUUAACAAAACAGCUUUUGUUUAAAUUGGUGCAUAUGUAAUGCUAUGUCUAAGUUGACAUUCUAUUCUGUUAAUGAAGUCCAUCAAUUUGUUGUAUUUAAA